UCCACAUCAUCUGUACAAUAAUGUUGUUUUGUUUUUAGUGAAAAAUACUUUGACUGGAUCAUGAAUUUCAUUCUAUUGUUGUCCUUAUAUGCUUCUUUCGGGAUAUGCAUUUCUUCCGGAGUAUGCAGCAAGCAAGCUAGGGCUUCAACAAACGCUGGUACAAUCUAUUUCACAAAGUACUUCUGUUGUAGCCAUUAUGAACAGCAUUCCACUGGAUGUAAAAAAUGUCCAACUGGUUUCUUUUCUGCUGUUGAAUCGCUAUGUGUUCCAUGUGCAGGAGGUGCAUUCGGUAAACGAUGUGCAGAUGUAUGUGCUUGUCAACCAGAUCAAAGGUGUGAUAAUGUGAAAGGAUGCAUGAUGUCAAUAAAUACAUCUAGCCUUAGUUCUGAUUAUUCAUCUGAUAUUGGAGCAAACUGGACUUCCAUAUCUAACUCAAACUCAACAAACGGUACAGUAAGACAGGCAAAGAUUGAUGGGAUGAGGAUCCGAGCGGUAGUGAUUUAUAUUAUAUGUACGACAUCAAUUACAUUGACAGUGACAGUUGCGGUAUUUCUUCUAAUCAAUCGUAGCAAAAGAAACUUCAAGAAAAAAAUGAAAGGCAAAAGACAGAGCAGACAAAGCUGUUCAAACGAACAAUACACCACAAUUUUAUGAAUAUGAACCAGUGUGUGCAUAACAAGCAGGCUAAACACGCACAACUAUACAUGAUAAAUCAGUUUAUCUUUUUUUAUCUAAGCAAUAUAUAUCAUGAGUUUGAUAUGCUUGAAAUAAAUCAUAUGGAC
Molecule: messenger RNA, 782 nt
Organism: Mytilus californianus (California mussel)
Lineage: Eukaryota; Metazoa; Mollusca; Bivalvia; Mytilida; Mytilidae
Exons: 6
Coding region: 61-654 (197 amino acids)
Source: RefSeq, a predicted model, not a curated record